UUAUAUAAUUCGAUCUGUUCAUUUUUAAAAAAAUGAAUCAAACCCACCAAGAUAAUUUUCAAAAAUGUAACCAAAUUAAGCAUUGAAAAUAAAUGACUCAAUUUUUUUUCCUAGUUUUUAAACACAAAGUAUAGCUGGCUUAUGAAAAUUUGAAUUAAAAAUAAGUUGAGUUUAGACGGAAUGAGACACAUAUAUAAAAUAGGCCGGAUAAUUAUAUUAUUGUAGCAAGCUAAGCUAAGGUAGGUAGCUUCCCAGGCCCAAUCAAAUAUUGGUUUAUUAACCAGCCUAGGUUGCCCAUAGCUGACCGGCUCAAACCCGGGUGGCAGACGGUUUCGAACUCAGGACCUCACGGCCGCGAGCGUCUUGGUCUUGCCACUCAGGCUGACCGUACGGGCAGGCCCAAUCAAAUAUGAUAUGAUGAAGAUGAUGUUGCAGUUGCAGUUGAUUACAGCAAAUAUCGGCCACUAUACAGAGCUAUAUUGGCAGCAAAUUGGGAGGAUGCUCUAAUAUUCUUCAACCAAGACCCUGCAGCAAUUCAAUCUCCACUUAACUGUGGCUUAGGGACUGCAUUGCAUGUUGCUGCUAAAGAAUUCUAAUCUCCUCUAUCUUCACAACAACUAUGAUUGGUUCCCCAUCCAUUCUGCGGCUAUGAAUAGUAGGAAAAGCAAGGACGCCUUUCUGUAUUUCCUUAGUCACACUAGGGAUGAUGAAUACGGGCAGCCUAAUCCAUAUGCAGGCCCAACUGGUGUCAGUAUUCUUGUCAACUUAAUCCAUCAUAAAUUCUAUGAUUUGGCUCUGCUGUUGGCUAGAAGGUACCCUGAUUUGGGCCGUCAUAAUAGGUUAGGUAACGAUGCAUCAGCUUUGGAUGUCAUAGUUUUUAAUGACUGUUCCAUUAUUAACAAACACAGCCUAAACUUUUUGCAAAGUUUGAUAUACUAUUGUGUUUCUAAGGCAGAGUCAACAACAUCUGCACCAAUUUUCCACCUCAUUACCUCACUACUACAAUGGCUGGUAGGGAAGAGCAUAGUAAACAAAAUGGUGUUGCACCACCAAGCUGUUAAGCUUCUUAAAUGCUUGUGCGAUCAACUCAAAACCCUAAAUGAUACACAAGUGACCUCACUAACAAUCCGUGCAGUCUUUGAAGCAACGAGUUUAGACAUUUGGCAAGUCAUUCUAAAUACUGCAGAUGCAUAUCCUGAUUCAGUUUAUUUCUCAAACUCCAUGCGGCAGAGAAUACUUCACGUUGCAGUAAUAAACCGUAGCGAAAAUGUUUUUAAACUUGUUUGUGGAACCAAUGUGCUUGGGAAUAUUUUAUCAAGUUUAAUGGACGUAAAUUCUAAUAGCGUUUUGCAUUUGGCGGGAAAAUUGGCACCUCCACACAAACUAAAUCUUGUUUCCGGUGCAGCUCUUCAAAUGCAACGAGAGCUGCAAUGGUUUAAGGAAGUGAAAAAAAUCGUACCACCAGAUUACUCGUCAUAUCUGAAUAAAGAUGGCAAAACUCCGAGUAUGGUGUUUACGGAGGAGCAUAAGGAGUUAAAAGAGGCAGGGGAGAAAUGGAUGAAAGACACCGCAAAUUCAUGCACUAUUGCAGCAGCCCUCAUUGUUACUGUUGUCUUUGCAGCUGCCAUUACAGUUCCUGGUGGCAACAGUGGUGAAAAUGGCCUCCCAAUCUUCUCCAACCACAAUGCUUUCACAAUAUUUGCCUUCUCAAAUGCUGCUUCUCUCUUUACAUCCACCACUUCCUUGCUCGUCUUCUUGUCCAUCCUAACUUCGCGCUUUGCAGAACAAGACUUCCUAUAUGCUCUUCCAAAGAGAUUAAUCAUAGGCCUCCUCACCUUGUUUUUGUCCAUAAUAUUUAUGAUGAUUGCCUUCUCUUCCACAGUGUAUCUGGUAUUUGGGAAUAACAGAAGGGGAGUUCUUAUUAUGGUGGCUGGAUUUGCAUGUUUGCCGGUCACUUCAUUUGUGCUUCUUCAAUUCCCUCUGCUUGUAGCUUUGGUGUCAUCUACGUACGGACGGGGCAUUUUCAAUAGCCGUGGCUUUCCCCAGCUCCCAUAUUGAUUUGCACGCCACUCAUGAGACCCUAGCUAAUUAAUUGGUUGAUGAUUGGAAAACCCUAGACUUUGUGUAAUGCCUUGAUCAUUUGUGGUUCGGUCAAAUUACAUUUUCCAGUAACGAUUACCAGCUUUCUCGUGAGUUUUUAAGUUUAAUUUACAUACUAUUACUUAUUGUGCAGUGUAUACAUAUAAUUGUUUGACAUAUAUAUUGUGAAGUUGAGGAUAA
Molecule: messenger RNA, 2280 nt
Organism: Ipomoea triloba (trilobed morning glory)
Lineage: Eukaryota; Viridiplantae; Streptophyta; Magnoliopsida; Solanales; Convolvulaceae
Product: ankyrin repeat-containing protein NPR4-like
Exons: 6
Coding region: 574-2058 (494 amino acids)
Molecular function (GO): protein binding
Source: RefSeq, a predicted model, not a curated record